This is a messenger RNA of Menidia menidia (Atlantic silverside), 1410 nucleotides long. Lineage: Eukaryota; Metazoa; Chordata; Actinopteri; Atheriniformes; Atherinopsidae. The record is from the annotation of a GenBank genome assembly.
CGGGACUUCCGGUUUAGGGCACCCGGAAGAUUCGGAUGCAAGUUUCGCUGUUCCUUCUGCUUGCAUCCAUAUGCUCGCUACUUUAAACGUGUUCAUGUAAUUUUGGUGUUUUUUAUACACCGUGGUAUUUGCAACAAUGUUAUCUUUAGAUUUUCUGGACGAUGUUCGUCGCAUGAAUAAGCGACAGCUCUAUUACCAGGUGCUGAAUUUUGGUAUGAUUGUUUCCUCAGCACUCAUGAUCUGGAAGGGACUGAUGGUUGUCACUGGCAGUGAAAGUCCCAUAGUUGUUGUUCUCAGUGGAAGUAUGGAGCCAGCAUUCCAUAGAGGAGACCUUUUGUUUCUGACCAACCGAGUAGAGGAUCCCAUCAGAGUCGGGGAGAUUGUUGUCUUCAGGAUAGAAGGCAGAGAGAUACCAAUAGUACACAGAGUUCUGAAGAUCCACGAAAAGGAGAAUGGAGACAUUAAGUUCUUGACCAAAGGUGACAACAAUGCGGUGGAUGACAGAGGACUGUACAAGCAGGGGCAACAUUGGCUGGAGAAAAAAGAUGUGGUCGGACGAGCAAGGGGUUUUGUGCCAUAUAUUGGAAUUGUUACCAUUCUUAUGAAUGACUACCCCAAGUUCAAAUAUGCCGUGCUCUUCAUGCUGGGGCUCUUUGUGUUGGUCCAUCGGGAGUGAGGUGUCAACACUUGAGCGCUCAAGAAGAAUGAACUACGUCCAGGAAACCUCAGUCAUGCCUUUCGAAACUAGACUUUAUCAAACACAACUGGCUUUUUUGUACCAUUUCUUUGGACAUUUUGUAGGAAUGUGGAUAGGGUUCCUUAUGUUUAAGCAAAUUCAAGCUUUGAAAGUAUUUUUGUGAGGGAACUAGGUUUAAUUUGAAGUCCACUUUUAUUUGUAAUCUCCAGAAUGUGAAGCUGCAUUCUUAGGGAUAAAACUAAGUCUUGUUCAUUUUGUGUUGAUUCAUUGUCUUUGAUAAAGAUGUGAAGUAUUUUAUGCAAACUGAAUAUGAAUAUUAGAUAUGAAAUCUGGUUACCAUCCACCAUAUAUUUUUAAACUUUUUGCCUUGUAUUGUUUUGGCCUCCAUUCAACUAUAUUGUUUUUACUUCAUGUAAAUGAUUCAAACUGAAUCUCAACAAGAAAACUUUCUCUUUACUGUUCAUAUAAGUUAUGGAAACAUUUUUUUUCUUUUCUUUUUUUUAGGAGUCCAAGCCUUUCUAUUUGUUGCUUCUAGGGAGACCCUUACAUUACCAAUAUUUCAAAACCGUUUUGGCAAUUUGAUACAUGUACUGUUCUCACACAGUGAAAAAAAAUAUUAAAAAAAGAAUAUAUGUGGUGUCCGUGCUUAACUGUUAUUUUUAUUCGUUAUUCCAAAAUACUGCAGCACCAUUAACCGCUUCUGUUUAAUCUCG